CUUUGAUCCGUAGCUUAGCGCCGCGGCGGCGGAAACACCGUCAAGAUCAAGAUCUCCGGUCCGGCAACAAUCUCUUACGUGGUAAGAUGGAGAUCCGGUAGGGCAACGCAUCGGCCGCGUCGAUCGAUGACCGGCUUUUGGAUUUAUUGUUUUGAUGAAAUUCAUUAUAGUUCCAUAGGUUAUCUGUUGGUUGAUAACUUGCGAUUAGUUAGUUGUUCAUCCACAAAGUUAAUACUUAUUCAAAGAUAAGAACAAUCUCAGAUUAAAGGACCUUAUCAGAAGAAACCAGUAGCAACUUUUACCUUUGAAGUUUUAGCUUUGUUGGGAUGGAUCCUCAUCUGGUUCUGGAAAUCCCUGAUACUCCAGAAAGAUUGGUACAGUUGGUUGAGUCAUCACCUGGCAGCUCACCCAUGGAAACAAAUUUCAGUCCAUCGCCACAACACCAGGAUACAGAGCAUUUUUUACUAGAAAAUUCUUGCCAUUCCAGGGAUGUUGGCUCAAGGGAUGUCAGUAGAACAAGUAAAAUUGACCAAACAAAGCAUAUUUAUAGGAAAGAAAAAUUAGGGCAAGUUUACUCUGGAAUCUUUGGUAAAAGACCUUUGCUUGGUAGCUCAUCUGAAGUUGGACAAACUAGAGUGGAAAGAACUGACUUGAAAUAUGACACACUUGCUACAAGGAAUGAUGACAUAUUUAAGGUUGCUGAGAGAAAGAUGCAGAAAAAAUCACUAGGUGAAAAUAAUGAACUGCUGAGAAGCCCUGGAAGGGAUGGAUUGCUUGUUUCACAAUCAUCAGUUGGACAACCAGAGAGUGAGACUGAUAUUAUUUUAACUAGGAAAGGGAAAAGAAUUCUGCAGGAUUCUAGUAUGAAGUUCCAAGACAAGGGGAAAGGAGUUAGUUCAUCUUGUGAUUCACAUUCUGAAUCUCACUGUGAAUUAUCAAGUGCAACACAUGAUGGUAUUUAUCAGAAGCCCAGGAUGCAACGUCAUCUGGUACGAAAUGGGCGCAUCUCUCCUUGUAACACAGCGAGAAUUAGAAUUGCAUCUGAGGUUCACAGCCAAAAUGGAACAAUUUAUUCUAAUGGAAGAAACUUCUAUCCAGCUACUGAGAUUAGCGAUUGCCAUAAAAACCAUGGAGAUAAUUGGGCUGUUAGUCAUCCUGUAGAUGAUCGAGAGGGGAUUGGACUUAUAGGAAUGCUAAACAAUGUCAACACUUCACAUCAAACACUUACUGCUCCUGAUUCUGAGGACGGACAUAAUGGUAUUUCUCACUGUGAAUUAUCAAGUGCAACACAUGAUGGUAUUUCUCAGAAACCCAAUGUGCAACGUCAUCUGGUACGAAAUCGGUGCAUUUCUCCUUGUAACAUAGCAAGAACUAGAAUUGCUUCUGAGGUUCACAGCCAAAAUGGAACAAUUUAUUCUAACGGAAGAAAAUUCUCUCCAGCUACUGAGGUUAGCGGUCGCCAUAAAAACCAUGGAGAUACUUGGGCUGUUAGUCAUCCUGUAGAUGAGCGAGAGGAGAUUGGACUUAUAGGAGUGCUAAACAAUGUCAGCGCUCCACGUCAAACACUUACUGCCUCUGAUUCUGAGGUCAGACAUAAUGAUGAUGACAAAGGAAAAACAAUUUGUGAUACCAUGAUGACUGACAGACAAUCUGGAAAUCUACCACCAUACAGGUCUUAUAGGUCAGCAGGACAAGAAGUGACUAAUAUAGAAAGCUGUGCUCAGGGCAUUGAAGAUUUGUGUUGGACUCAAAAUGAAACAAGUAAAGGACAUAUGCCCUCAUCAAGAAAUGAAGAUGGAAUUGAAACUACAGAUCAAUUGAAUAUUGUACUUGAAAAUCAUGAAACAUCUGCUUUGCCUAGGUCGAACUUAAGGGCAGAAAGAUCAUUUUCUCGGUCAAAUUCAGAAAACUGGAGAAAAAGGUAUACAGAUGGAAAGAGGAAACAUGGAUCGACUCCUGAGGUCUCAUAUUUAGGAACUUCAUGUCAGCCCUUGAAGUCAAGAACCACUGGCACUCAUAGUUCUAGGCAGCGUGGCAUUAUUUUAGGUCCAGUUAUUGAAGUUGAUGAGCUGCAUUCACCAGGAUCCAGUUCUUCUGAUAGCUCUAGUGCUAAGGCUAGACAGAUUGAGUCUGAUGAAUUAUUAGCUCAGCAACUUCAAGAGCAGCUUUACAAUGAAUCAGAAUCACUAAUAACUUUUGACAGUGAAGUGAUUGAUGAAGCCAUAGCACGGCAAUUGCAAGAGGAAGAGAAUAGUCAGCGUGCUUCUUUACAUUCAGAUCAAAUUCAGCACAACCAUAGAAGCAGAUUACUUGCACGCCUACAUUCUCAACAAUCUCAACCAUCCAGGAAUUAUAUUCCCCGGUCAGCAAACUACCGAAAUGGAUUAUCGGCAAGACGGCCACGAUUAAUGAGGGAUAUUGAAUUCGAUGAUCUGGAUAUGCAAACGGGAUUAGAUGCUUUUGAAGAAAUGGAAGUUGGGAUUGACCUUGGUAGUCACAUAUUUGCCUCCAAUUUCCUUCACAGUCAUAGUUAUUUUGCUGAAGGUGAUUAUGAGACGCUAUUAGCCCUUGAUGAUAACAACCAUCAGCAUACAGGUGCCACAGCAAAUCAGAUUAACCAGUUACCACAAUCAACAGUGCAGACUGAUAACAUGGAACCAUGUGCUAUCUGCAUCGAUAAACCAUCUAUUGGAGAGAUUAUCAGACACUUACCAUGCUUGCAUAAGUUCCACAAAGACUGCAUUGACCAAUGGCUGAGGAGGAAGAUGUCAUGUCCAGUAUGCAAGAGUAGUAUUACUUAACACAGCCAUAAGUGAUUUGCUUGGCUAAAAGAUCUGAAGUUGUCAACUUGUAGGUAAACACUAAUAAGCCACAACGCAACUACCAAAGUGAACAUGCUUUCCAUGUCAACCUUUAAUUUCUCCUUUUUGGAAAUCAGAGAUUAAGCCUUUGUGAUUUUUAUGUUAUAAUGUGUAACCCUUUUGCUAGAUGUUACUGAAGGCUGUACUUGUUUUUUUUUUUUUUUGUCAAUUAGUGAAACUGCAAUCUUGUUCACAACCUGUUCAUGUAGCCAGGAUGAUUGCCGAGUCUAAGAAUGCAUUUUCUGUACCUUCUCUUCC
Zingiber officinale is the source of this 3119-nucleotide messenger RNA. RefSeq lists its product as uncharacterized. Bases 327 to 2801 code for a protein of 824 amino acids. The transcript has 10 exons. The record is from RefSeq and is a predicted model, not a curated record. Lineage: Eukaryota; Viridiplantae; Streptophyta; Magnoliopsida; Zingiberales; Zingiberaceae.